UAAAAAUGAAUUUAAAUAAUUUAAAAUAUGUACCUCAACCAAAUCUAUAAAGGGUCUUGCAUUAUAAAAAAACAAAGAAAAGAGAAUUGCAAGAUAAGAUGUCAUUUUAGUUUGUGCCCAAACUGAACUCAAAAGGAAGGAAAGAGAAUUGAGGUUUUUACUGCACAUUUUGUAGGAGGACAACUUUUUUAAACUAAAAAGAAAAUAAAAUUGAAAUUAAAAUAAAAACUUUAGAAAUGACCAAACAUACUUUCUGGAAAGAAAAGAAGGAGAGAUUUGAUGAAAAAUUUUGGUAAUCUAAAUUAUUGGGCGAGGCAAAAGUUAUGGGAAAACAAAAUAAAGAAAGAAAGCAACUCUCUCUCUCUUGUUUGUACUGCUCCCCAGCCAAAAGAAAAAAGAAAAGGGAAAAAGAAAAGCCCCAUUGCAAACUGGAAAUUUUGAUUUUGAUUUGAAAGAGAGCAAAACAACAUAAGAAAUUGAAGUGACUGACCCAUCUAUAAUACAUACAACAUACUUACUAGUUACUACACACACACUCUCUCUCUCUCUCUCUCCAGUCUUUAUAAAACCUCAAAUAUCUCUCUCUGUCUCUGUCUCUGUCUCUCUCGCUGAGAAUUGCUGCCGGUGGUGAAGAUGCCGAGGCCAGGGCCGAGACCAUAUGAGUGUGUGAGAAGAGCUUGGCAUAGCGAUAGACACCAACCCAUGAGAGGUUCUGUCAUUCAUCAAAUUUUCAGGGUCGUCAGUGAGACUCAUAGUGCCAUUACUAAAAAGAAUAAAGAGUGGCAAGAGAAGCUUCCUAUUGUUGUGUUAAAAGCUGAGGAAAUCAUGUAUUCUAAAGCAAACUCUGAGGCCGAGUAUAUGAACCCAGAUACUUUAUGGGAUAGAGUAAAUGAUGCCAUUAACACCAUUAUUCGUAGAGAUGAGAGUAAUGAAACCGGGGAACUUUUGCCUCCUUGUAUUGAAGCUGCUCUCAAUUUAGGCUGCAUUCCAGUUAGAGCUUCAAGAAGCCAACGGCACAGUAAUCCUAGGAGUUACCUCAGCCCAAGAAUGCAUGAACCUGUGCCUGCAGCACUUAGAAUUGUGGAAAGAGCCAAUGAUAAGCAAUGCCCUCAGCUAUCGCCACCUCAGUCCAGCAGUCAGUUGAACUUUGCAAGACCCACCACAGCAGUAAAUUCGACGCUUCCGGUUUCAGAAUCUAACUGCCAUUUGACUGAGAGUAGUAAUAUAGCUGCUUCUUGCAGUUAUCCUUUACUGUAUGACAAUAUUUCUCUGGGCUCUAGUCAGUUGAUGUCAAAGGAAAUUAACAAGCAACUGAACUUGGGUUCAGUUUAUCCCUUGUAUUAUGGAAAUAACUAUCACAUCAAACAGCCUCAUUUGGCUUCUCAAGUCCCAGAGAAGAAUUCCAACACUAUUUUUGUCGGUACACCAAUCAGUACAUCAGCUGCAGAGCCUGCUGAGAUGAGUGUUUUUCAUGACUUUUUAACAUGUCCCAGUGCUGAAAUUUCCGCCAAGAGAAUCUCACAAGCAGAUUUGGGGAAUACUCAUGAGAAGCCAUCUGGGGUGCAAUGCGAUCUGUCCUUAAGGUUGGGUCUAUUCACAGACUCGUCUGUGAAUAUGAAAAGAAGUCUGGUUCAAGAAACUGAAGAUGUUGGCUCAAGCAACUCUCAAGAUAGAAGCAAGUCUAGUAACUUUUAUCUACAAAAAAACAAGGAGCUGUUUUUUUCUCCUAGUAGAAAUACUAAUAUCCCUUUUGAGUACCAUCAAGUUAAGUGGUUUUCAGUGGGUGAAGAACAGAAUUUGGAUCCAACUAUCAGAAGGCUUACACCCUUAAUUGACAAUGUUUAUGAGGGGCAAUUUUGCUGGCGACCUGAGUUUACCUCUAACCAGUUCAUCGGUCGGGUAGAAAGGCCAGGUUUGUAGACAAUAUUUUCCUGUUGUAGUGUAUAUGCGUCGAAAUUUGAGCUGCCUCAAAUUAUGCUAGUUAUUCCACUUUGCAACCUCAUUUUAAUAUGUAGUUUUGAUCACAGAUUCACACGCUAACAAUGAGACUGCAAGUUGGAAUUUAGCAUAAGUUCAAAUGUAAAUGAAGUCUGAGUUUUUUUAAUCACGAUGAAGAUUGAGUUUGA
Molecule: messenger RNA, 2126 nt
Organism: Ricinus communis (castor bean)
Lineage: Eukaryota; Viridiplantae; Streptophyta; Magnoliopsida; Malpighiales; Euphorbiaceae
Biological process (GO): regulation of DNA-templated transcription
Molecular function (GO): transcription coregulator activity
Source: RefSeq, a predicted model, not a curated record